This is a messenger RNA of Chironomus riparius, 2747 nucleotides long. Lineage: Eukaryota; Metazoa; Arthropoda; Insecta; Diptera; Chironomidae. The record is from the annotation of a GenBank genome assembly.
AAAAUUUUUAUCUGACUCAGAAAAUUCAAUUAAAAUAAAAAGUUAACAUUUUUGGUAACAGUUUUUUACCUUAAGUUUUUCUAUUUGAAAUCUGUACUAAGGACAUGUGAAAAAUUAAAGAAAAACUCAAAUAUAAAGAGAAAGAUUUAAAAGCUACUUUGCUUAAAACAAAAUCAUUAAAUUAAAACUAUUAAACGGAAAAUAUUUUCUAUUUAAGUGGAAACGAAUUGUUAAAAAAAUUACAUUGCAUUUCUUUAUCAAAAUCAGAUUCCUAUUGUUUAUUACGCAGGAAAAUAUGAAAGCUAUCAUAAUUUUAAGUCGUUGAUUUUGUUUUGGAAGUUCAUAAGAAUUAUCAAACACUUGCUUUUGAUUUAAAGAAAUGCUUAAGCCUAUCAAAACUUUCUUUAACUAUUUACAGAAGAAUGCAAACACGUCAAAUAUUUUCAGGUUUUCAAAUGAUAUGAAUAUGUCGGAUGAAAUAAACUCUUCACCUAAUGAAGGUGACAAUACUGCCUUUGAAGAUCCAUUGACUGACCCGCUUGCAAUUGAUGAUGAAUAUGGAGUAAAUAGUGAUGAGAACAUUUUGCAUAUUGAUAACACUAGAGUAGAUGAUUUUGUAUUUGUUGAUAUAGAAAAACUUAAAAACAAUUCAAACAGUGUUGUCAAAAGGGAGUCUAUAGGAAUAAAACUCAAAAGUUCAAAACAUAUAGAACUUAGUGACAUAAAUGGAAAUAAAAAGCAAAUAAUCGAUGACUUAAAAGUGAAUAGUCUAAAAAGUGAUAAAAAAGAAGAAUCAGAUAUAAUAGAGGUUUCUCAAAAAUUAGAAUCUAGUGAUAGAAGUGAAUUGAGAAGUAGAAAAAAUGUAUCAAUAAAUAAAGUUAUUGAUGAUUGCGAUUCUCUUACAAAUGAGAAAGUCAAAUCAAGUUCCAUAAAGGACAAUGAUAUAAAUAAAAAUAUUGACAAUAUUUCAUUUGUGAUAAGUGCUACAUCGAGUGUUUCAGAUGAAACUGAAGAAACAAUAGAUACAUCUGAAGUACGAAGUGAUGGUUCAGAUUCUGGUCUUGGUUUAGAUAUUUUACGUAAUAUUUCAAUGAUUGAAAAAUCUUUAGCUGUAUUAACACCUUCUAAAAGUAGCUUAAAAAGACGAUCAUCUGAAUUACUGCAUGAUGAACAGUCAAAAAAACAAAAACAAGGGAUUAAUUUCGGUAAUGUUACCGUUUAUUAUUUUCCUAGAUGUCAGGGCUUCGGAUGUGUUCCAACUCAAGGAGGAAGUACUUUAGGAAUGACUGCAAAGCAUUCAUAUAAAAAAACAUUUUCAUUGAGCGAACAUACUUUAGAGCAAAGAAGAUUAAAUCGACUAAAAAUAGCUGGGAGUGAAUUUAAUCAUUGUAGUUCUUCUAGUGACGAGUCAAAAAGUGACGAUGAAAUAAGUGAAAAUAGCUUAUCAGAAGCUGACAGUGAAGCAUAUGGAUUUUUACAACCUAUCACAGCCCGCCAACGAAGAGCAUUGUUAAAAAAUGCAGGAGUUAGAAAAAUUGAUACCACUGAAAAAGAUGAAUGUAGACAACUUCGAUCAUCUCGUGAGAUUUGUGGAUGUAGCUGCCGAGGAUUUUGUGAUCCAGAUACUUGUGAAUGCAGUUUAGCGGGAAUAAAAUGUCAAGUUGAUCGCUUAAAACCACAUGAGUUUCCUUGUGGUUGUACGCGAGACGGUUGUGCAAACGUAAAUGGAAGAGUCGAAUUUAAUCCUUCUAGAGUAAAAACACAUUUCAUUCAUACAAUCAUGAGACUGGAACUGGAAAAACGACAAGAGCUUUCAGAAGACUCCAAAACAAACAUCAUUCCAUCGCUUCCACCAGCAAAAUGGUGGAUGCGUCUUCAAUCGACACAACCAAAUAGUAAUACAAGCACUAACUACAAUAGCUACGUUUACAAUAACGGAAUAUCCUCAAAUCAAUAUUCUGGAAAAAUUCCAUCUUUAUCAAUGAUGUCUGCAUCAAUGGCAAAUCAAGAAUCAAUUGAUUUACAUUUUGCUUAUCGUGAUGAGUACAUAAAUAAUUCAACGCUUAAUACAGAUACCAAUAAUAGUUCCUUUAACAGCAACUCUAACGAUUAUUUUUCUGGUUAUAAUUAUUUGAGUACUACAGGAUCAAUAUCACCUAAUAAUGCUGUGCAUUGUGGAUUCUCUUCAAAUAGUUAUUCUUACAACCAACAUUAUACAGAUCUGCAUAGGCAGAAUAAUAUGACACAAUUGAAUUUUUCAACAGACUGUCAAUAUUCAAAUUUUCCAGCAAAUAAUGGAUCAUCAUUAAGCUAUAAGGCAAAUUCUGCAAGUGAAACUAAUGAAAUAACUUCAAUAAACUAUGUAGCAAAUAACUUUUCAUCGCCAAUACAAAAUGGUGCCGCAACCAGCAGAGUCAGUUAUCAAAAUAUAACUUCAUCACAAUCACAAGAAAUUUCAAAUAAUUCGGAAAAUUUUUGUUCUAGUACUCAAAAUGUUAAUAGGGCCAGUUGCAUUGGAUUAGAACCAACAACUUCGAAAAUUGAUCAAAAUGAUUCUAAUGAAAAACUUACCGAAAUUAUUAACAAAUCAAUUGUAGAAUCAGUAACAGCAUAAUUAUUAUAAAUAAUAAAAUUCUUUGCCAUAUACUUUCAUAUUCACUACACGUUUAAUGUUAUUAUAUAUUAAAUUUGAUUUUUUUUUAAUUCAGUGUUUUUAAUUUUUCAAUAAAAUUUAUCAAAUCAUUUUA